This is a messenger RNA of Ogataea polymorpha, 3845 nucleotides long. RefSeq lists its product as uncharacterized. The record is from RefSeq and is a predicted model, not a curated record. NCBI's taxonomy places the organism in Eukaryota, Fungi, Ascomycota, Pichiomycetes, Pichiales, Pichiaceae. The coding region runs from base 367 to 1764 and encodes 465 amino acids. The transcript has 2 exons.
AGCCACACACCCGUGGGCACCUUGAAACGCCCAGAACUGGUGAAGUCCCGGUCUGCAUCAAGCUUCCAUCUCAACAUGUCUAAAAAGAACGGCUCCUUGUCGAAUCUCAGCUUCUUGCACAAAAAGAAGCAAAAGUGAUUGAUAACCUGAUAGAGGUUUGCACUUGGAUGCAAUAUUCUCGUGCUACCAGACACAACUAUUUGAAACACCGGUGCAAGGUUGCCUGGUAUUUUUGAUAUGUUAAAAAUUGAAUCAAGUGUGGGAAAAAAGGGUCGCUGAAAAAAACAUUUAAAUUAGUUUCAGCUUCCCCUGUCUUGAUCACUAAAUACUACAUUCACGGGACGUUCGCUUUCUGAGCACAGCGUCAUGAGCUAUGAAAACUACUCCCAAAAUAAACCUGACUCCGCAGACACCACAGAGUCGAACUUUGGCACCUCCGUGUCGGGCGAGGGGGUGCUGAGAUCGGAGUCCUUCUCAGGCUCCCAAAGCUCUUCCAAGCUAAACAAACUAGAACUAUCCCCCGAUAUUAACGCUUCCAAGUCAAUCAGGUCUUCGAACUCAGACACUCAAUUUGAUCUCUACAGGAGCAAUCCAAUGGAGACGGCCUCACAGUCUCCCCACAUCAGGUGGCAGCAGCAGACGUCGUCUGUGUCGAGGAUUCCGAGUCUGGGCGAUACCGCUGGGAUCUCAAUGCCCCAGGUCUCAAACACCCAAGUCUUGAGCGGACUGGACUCGUCUAGCAAGUAUUCAGGGUAUUCCUGGGCAUCUGCCGUUAACCCUUCCUCUGCCACAAAUAAUUAUAAUACCACGGCAGCCAGCAGAGAUUUAUGGUCCAGCACUGCAGCUACCGUGUCUGCGGGGAAAUUGACAGCCAAUACCAGCACCUCCUCGUCCAACUUGCCUAAGAUGCAAGGCAAUUACUAUUCAGGCUCAGACUCUCUUUUCAAUCCAUUGUAUGAUACCUCAAACGGAAGUAUACCGCUCGCGGCAUCAACAUCAAUGUCUAACUCAGAUAUGGAUACCUUGGCGAUGCAGCUCAUGCAAUUGAACCUUCCCAAAUCGUCAUCCAAUCUUCAAUCUCUGCAAACUCACAAAGCGUCGAGUUAUUCUUCGAGCAACGACUUCUAUAUGUCCUGGCCCACCUAUUCCAAUCAGACGGCCAAUGCUGUAUCAAAAGCGCCUUCAAAUAGCCAGUCCUCUGCAUACAUGAAUAUUCAACAGCAAAGAAACAUAGACCAGAGAGGCUCUCAGACGCAAAAGUCAGGCUCUCCGGAGUCUGUUGCGGAGAUCGAAGAUCACAAAAUUCAGCUUGAGCUAAAGGAUUCUAUCAUUAAAAAGCUGGAAGAGGAGGUUGCGAGAUUGAACUCAAUUCUGAGGGUCUCCGAUAGUGAUGACAAUAGGAAAACAUUCGAAAUACCGAAAAAUCACGAACAGUUAUAUACAAAGCUCACAGAGAAGCUCCAAGCUGCCCAAGAGGAGCUGGAGGAAACGAAGCUUAGACUGGAAGUCGUUUUGACUGCUGUUGCAUUGAACCCAAACCAGUCGAUCACCAAGACUGGGAGGUACGACGAGGAGGAGAUUGCACACAAGAUCAUUACCAAGAUGCAGAUGCUGACCGAGGAGAACGAGGAAAUGGCCAAGAUGCUGAGCUACGGCAAAUCAAAGGAGAAGGAUAUUGAGAUUGGACUUUUGAGAAAACAGAAUGUAGAGCUGAAGACCAAGGUUGCGAAACUAGAAGUCAAACUGAAGGAGCUCAAGAAAUAACGUCUUCAUUGCAAUGUAUCGACGAGUUUUUGCUUAUGCUAUACAUUGAUUAUUAAAUAGAGAAAUGCUACCCAUGCACAAACUUGCUUGAAGUUCAAUGUCACCUUCCAAAUCGCGCGUGUUCAAAGUUCCGAGUUCUCAAACACGUAGAUGUAACCCGUUUUCUCUAUCUCCUUGAUGCUCUCCUCAUUGGCAAGAACAACCUUUUCGUCAUUAAAUAGCACCCAGUUUUCCUGACCUUCUAUUUGUUUCUUCAAAAAGGCAACAUAGUGGCCAGAGUGAAUCGUGACUCCCUUGUGACAGAUGAUACCUUUUAGAAUAUACUUUGUGCUAUGUGAAGCACUGGACUCCAUUUGUUUAAUUCGUUCCUGUGGCGAACUAGCAACGUCCUGACUGAUAUCACCAUCGUCGUCGGGAUUGGCAAAAAGCCACUCAACAGCCUGUUCGAUGUUGCCUUUGCUCAACAACAAGGCUUUCUUUGCCAGUUUUGCGUCGAAUCCCAUGGACGUGAGCGAUUCCACCUCUUGCUCCGAAACCUUUGGACCGGGUGCUGGAGCAGGCUCGAAAGGAUCGUCGAUGUCUGGAUCCUCCAUGUGUUCAAACAACCAGUUCAUUGCUGUGUCUGCAUCUCUGUUUCCUGUGGUAUAAAGAGCUCUCUUGCACCUGUUCUCAGGGAAGCCCAUGGCCAACAGAGCAUUCAUUGCGUCCUGGUUGAAGGAAUACGAGGAGGAAACCUCAUCUUCGGGAAGCAGUUCUUCGUCUGUUUGAAGGCCAGUUGAUUUAUAUUUUGAGAGGUCUAUAACCUCCUCAAACUUGAUAGGGACAUCUAAUUUGAUAGGCACCCAGUUCUCCAGUUUUAUUCUUUGAGGAGACAAAAUCAGAUAUUUGGGAAACGAGGUGAGUCCUUGCUUUUUGGAGCCCGACUGUAAUUUUUGGCACCUUGGACACUGGUACUCAAUCGUUUCGGAUGUGCCAAGUUCCAAAAGACAGUCUUCCAAGCGCACUUCACUAUACACCUUCUUCCCGUCAUCACCAACACGUAAAACCUUGUCCUGUACAGGCAAACGAAUGUUGUUGGUAAGCUCCUUGGCGAGUCUCACGCCGCCACAUCCAUGACAUUUAAUCUUGUUCUCUAAGACAAAAUCAAAUGCCUGAGUAGGACUUGUGGAAGAGACUCCGUUCAAUUUCUGGUCUUCGAUUUUGUCCAAUAAAUAAAGCAGGAACUCAAACGCAUCCUGUUGUUGCAUGGUGCAGAAUUCCAUAUGGCCUUCACCAAUCAGCGUCUUGAACCCCUGUGGCUUGAUUCCUCGCUGAAACUUGACCUUUUCAGUCGUCAGCUCAUCCGGGAUCGAGUAUCUGCCUGAGAGCAGCCCGUCUCCUAGUUUGAAUAGCUGAGUUUCCAAGUCCCUGGAUGGAUCACCCGGAUUGAGAAUCUUUUCCACGGGCAUUCCCUCCUCUAUAUAAAAGGCUGACGAAAAGUCACGAACGGAAAAUAGCACUUGCAAUACAGACGAGAGAUAACAAGAGUUCCCCAAAUUCUUGAUACCUGUGAGACCUUUUCCAAACACAGGAGUAAGCACAUCUCCACUCUCGUUGGACAUGUUGAAAUCCCAUUUGAUAUUCUGCUCAAGUUGUAGCUCUGUAAGUGUUUUUUCUGUCUUGACGGUCUGAGAAAUGUCGAUGCCAAAAGUAGCAAGAAGCCUGACAAGGUCCGGUACUUUGACCUCAUCAUUGCAAGUGUAGCAAUACGAAUCGGCAGAGUUUAGCGAUAAAGACCCAAGUUUGACCGCAAUGUGGUGAUCUGGAAAGGAUUCAUGAUGCUUCAAUGCGUGGGAGUUUCCAGCAACGCCGCCGAAUUGCGCCCGACCACACCCGAUAGACCCACACGUGACACAAAUCCAUAGAUUUUCCUUCAAUCCACACUGAGCGCACUGGCUCGUAUCGAGUUCUGCAAGUGGGCUUUGUUCGAUGUCGAAAGCGUGUGGACAGGGGACAAUUUCCUGCUCCCAGGCCUUGAUUUCUUGCUUUUUAUCGCUAGAGGUCGCUUUUAAAAUGGCUGCUGCACAGUUGGCAAUAUGGGC